AUGGAUCGUUUUAGGAAACCUAUCCAGUGGUUCAACAGGCUUAAAACCAAGAGCAACAAUUACUUUUACGACAUAUCGACUUACAAUGACGAGUUGAUGCUAGACUCUAGCAUACUGUCUAGGCCACCCAUGGCCGACGUGGGGAUAGAACCGCUUGCACCGGCAACGUUCCCGGAGAUGCUCGCGGAGGCAACUGCCCAGCCCAAGGCCACGGCCGAUAUCUUGCGGAAAACCCUCGACGGCAAGAUCCAGCUGGACGAUCACCCCAUGUACUGGGAUCGGGGGUUCUUCGACCAGAAAGCCGCACACUACUUCGCGCCCGUCUUCAGUCACGUCUGCUUGUUCGCCCACGAGGAGCGCGAGGCCCUCAUGGCGGAGUGCACCCCCCUGUUCGAGCAGUUGGAAGCGAGCAUCAGAGAAGUGGCGGAUAGCAUCGCCCGGGGCGAGGUGACGGUGGACGACCUCACGCCGACCAGGAGCAGCAAUGCGGCCUACGCCAGGGUGUACCUGGAUAAACUCACGGAUCUGUAUAUGACGCGUGUGGAUGUCGUUAGGGGACGGUACGACGACCAGAUGAGGCUCUGGAGGGAGGAACAGGGCCGACUCUUUGAUGUAGAGCUUAGUAGGGAGACCAGUGAGAUCCUGGGGACAUUCGAUAGGAGGGCCAGAGGAUACGUAAAUUUUUCGUAUCCUAGAUACAAGGCUGACACUCGAAAGGACGAAUCAUCCAAGUUCACUGGACAGUGGCUCCCGGUUGUCGACUAUCUUCCUAGAGCUCAUCAUCUUCUUCCGUAUUUGCCAUACCUAGGUAGUUAA
Molecule: messenger RNA, 816 nt
Organism: Clonostachys byssicola
Lineage: Eukaryota; Fungi; Ascomycota; Sordariomycetes; Hypocreales; Bionectriaceae
Source: the annotation of a GenBank genome assembly